AAUGCUCAGAAUAGAAAUUGACCUCUCCCAAGGAGGAACAAUUUAUGAAAUAGAUAAUUUUUUUUUAAUUGGAAAGGUAACGAAAGAUUUCUUACUAAUCAAAUUAAUAAAACUAAAAAGGUCAUUAAGAUCUAUCAAAUUUAAUAGUUAAAAUUCUAUAAAUGGGUAUGGAGAGAAUUAACAGGAGAGGAUCAUGUUGGUCAGGGGUAAUUAAUUUUUAUAAUAAGGCGGGAGGAGGUUGUACAUCUACAUAAGCAAGGGAUCCUCCAUAGUGGGGCUCUGAAUGUUAUGAGCCUAAGAAUGGUAUAUCGCCAACAGGAGUAUUUAUUUUAUGUUGAUUGAUACCUCUCUGUCUGAAUAAGGAUGGAGGAAUUCUAAAAGCUAAGGAACUUUACUAAAAGAAGGUUUACUUAGAUCUUCUGCACAGGCAAAUAGCAGCCUAGUGAACGGUAGGGAAGAUCUAACCUUGGGAACUAAGAAAGG
Molecule: messenger RNA, 483 nt
Organism: Paramecium octaurelia
Lineage: Eukaryota; Ciliophora; Oligohymenophorea; Peniculida; Parameciidae
Source: the annotation of a GenBank genome assembly